GCUUAACUUUCGAAGUCCCAAUCGUGGUUGAAUCGAUGCUCCUUGAGAGUUCUGCUGGGUGCGCGGCAAUUGGUGGUGCCAAUUGAGUCCCACCUCAGAAGCAGUGUUUGGAGGUUCUCCGCAGUUCUGCAGGAGGUAAUUUUCUCGGUCCUCUUCUUGUUGUGACGGUUCGGGUGUUUUUCGGCUUCCUCGUCUUUUUCUUCUUGUUCGGUUGUUGAGGGUCACACACGUGUGUGGCUGGCGGUGCUUUGAAGGUCGCAGGAAUCUGUCCCUUCUCGGGGGUCCUUCCUCUGGUGCGGUUGGACUUACUAAUCUGCUUAUUUUCUUUACGGAUGAAGGAAGGAAGUCUUUCGGAAACACUAGUGUGUGGUGUGGAUUGCACAUUCUUCCAUGUUGACUGCCGUGUGAUGUCUUGGAAGUCAGCGCCUACCAAUUAGUAAGAGCUGUCGUUGCGGAGAAGAACUUCUUGGAAGAAGGUGACUUUGAUUCGUUCGUGCGAAGUUUGUGGGGAGCUGCCGAAUAAAACCACAAGAGAUUAAUGAUUUCCUUGCUAGUUACCAUGUGUGACGGGGAGGGUUCAAGUGAAAUUGAUCACGAUUAACCGUGUGUGGGGUGCAAAAGUUCGGUUGAGUGUGUUUCGAGGGUUGCCGUAAAGUUGCAAUUUUUGGUGAACGGCUGUGACUUCUGCAGCCGCAAUCAAGAUGCUUUCUUCGUGUUCAAGUUCUCGCCAACCAGCAGUGGCGCUUUCAAAAGGGACGCGUUAAUCACUUUUUUUAUAUCUAUCUUGUAGCCGCAUUCACAAGUGUUGUUGAAAGGAUCUGUCGCAGCCGGGUGGAAAUCCCACACAUACCGAAGAAUAUGUUGAAUGAAAAUCGCUUGACAAUUUGGCCCGGAUCCGUACGAGCUGAAGCUGGCUGAACAAGUGCUUGCUGCCUAAGAAAAGGCGUCCUCUUACCCGACAAGCUUUCGUCGAGAGGCUCUUUUUUGUGUGUGACGGAUCUUCCUGAAAGGUACGAGAAGCGUUUAGCUUCCAGUGAAACGUGUCUGCGGUUUUUCCAUAUUGAGUCGCCUAACCAGGUCCUUUCAUUCGGUCCAAGUGAUAUUUCGUGCACGACACAGGUGAGAAGGAACCACAAAAUCUCAACGAAUUCUUCGCUUUGCGGUUUAUAUGUGUCAUCAUCAGGCCCAGCGCCGAUUUUUGUUCAAGGAGAGUGAAUUUUCGUGUGAAGGUCGUCGAGGAACGCGCGCUCCUCAGAGGCAAAAAUAGCCUUUUUCGGUGCUCCUUCCUCCGUUUUCCAACCUCUAACCAUUUUUCGACUCUUUCCGGGUUGACGACACCGCAUUUUCCAAAGUGGGCUGGAAAAGUGAAAGUAAAUCCUUACGUUGCGUGAUAAAACCGGCACCUUCAACGCAUAAGGGGAGGCUAAAAAAGGAAAGUGGCGCCAGUGAAAAAACCAUAAAAAGGUAAUCAUAAAAAUCAGAAUUUAUUCCCAACAGCGCACAUCAACGGAAGGAAAGUUCUGAAGAAAAAAAAACACAGCAGUGAGAAUUAGUGCUGGGAAAAUGUAAAAACCUUGGCCAAUGGCUUUGUGGAAGAAGAAAAUGUAAAAAAUAAGAUUCAAUAUUUUGUGCAGUGGGCCACGAAAAAUUGAGGCCAAGUUGUUGCAGUCAAAUCACCUGAAAAAUUGAAGUUGAUUUUUUUUUCGAUUGUUGAGGUAUAGUUGUUGUAGAUGUGUUGUAGUGCUGUGUUGAGCGUUUAGCGGGAAAAAGAUUACCUACCCUCAUUUUUCACUCGCUAAUGUUUUGUAUUUUGCUACCGCGCUGCUGAUAAAAAGUGCCAAAACAGAGCAGCAGAGCACUGAAGAAAAAUUGUGUUCUAAGGACAAAUUUCCGUUGUCAGACAACCGGAAAAACUAACCUGCCAGCCAGGACGACAACGAUGUGGCAGCCAAUGUUCUCAUAAACUCAGCAAAGUUAGCAUAAGCCGCGACUUUAACAUUGGUGUAUUCUUGGAGAAAGAACUGCCAUCGGGGUUUUUCGUAGUGUAAAAAUUUCAACACUGCGAUAGAGUAAACAGAAUAAGUUGUUUAGAAACGGAACUAAUGGUAUGGAUCCAAUCACUGCUGAAACAACCUGUUCCUGAGAACGGCAACUUGCGGUCCAUGUGGUUAUAAAGAUCUUCAAAGCAGGUGCCCCGAGCAUCAUCAAAUAUCCUGCCCGGCAUAAGUAAACAACAAUUGGCAUCGCCCCUCGCCCAAAAAGGAGACAGAGGCAACAAAGCGCCGUGCGGAAGUAACGAAGCUCCAAAAGCUAGGCGGACUCCGGAAAACCAGCAGGAAGUCCAUCCCCGGCCGAGUGACGGUCAUUAGCCGCCGCUAACAAGCCGAUUCUGAAAAGCAGCAUUUUUUUCUCAGUUUGUUAUUAUUAUUAUCAUACUCGGCGAUAUUUUUCCACCGACCCGGUUUCUGGGCAAAGGAGGACGCAGCUACAGGGCGGUUGCGACAAUUGCAUCACAAAAGCAGUAGGAUAUCAGCGUGUCGUCGAAAUUUGGAACCCGCUGACUUGGGGAGGGUCCUUCUCCUGGCAAACAUCCGAACCGGAUUUGGCGCAUACGGUUUUUGCUGGUCUCUGGAGCCACGACCACAAUAGCCAUGAUGACCAUCAAAAAGUUGGAAUUUAUACGAAAAUUAAUGAUCAUUAAAUCAAAAUUGAAGUUUGGGUGUUGAGCGGUGGGUUUUUUGUUGUUGUUACUUUUCCUAUUGGUGGUGGCAGUCAGAAAAAGGUUUCCGCGAAUAAAUUUGCAAGUUCAGUGUUGCAGCAACCGAGGGGUGCUCGAUUGUUCCGCCCGAAAAAAGGGUUCUCCAGUAAGUGUGCUUUAUACUUCUGUUUAUUUUUCCUGUACCGCCUCUUGAAAGAGGGUGUGGGGAAAACAACGGAACGGAACCAUCGAGUCGAAUAGCUGCUGAAAAGUUCAAAAGUAAUGAGUGUAAUUAAAAAUAAUUUUCCUAGUCGAGUGCUGUUGAGGGCAGCUGCUGGUGGUGUCAGUUAUGAAGGUGCUUCACAUUAAAUGGAAGCGCAAGAAAUGAAGUGUAUGGCCAGGGCUCUCUAUUUUGUUCUGUCUCUCUGGCCGGGCGACGCUUCGAGUGGGUGUCCAUGAGCAAUAAAUGUUGAAUCUAAUCGCCACCGAGAAGUGUUUUAACGAUCAUAAACGGUGUGCUACGGAAACGUUGGCUAAGAGCCUUUAUAAAUAAGCGUUGUGGUUGUGAGGCUGAGUGAUCCAUUCGUGAAUGUGUGGUAUCUUCUAGUCAUAUUUAGGGUUAAUAAAAGAAAAAAAACCUUUCACUGCAAAAGAAAGGUCAGAUCUUGGGUAGUAUAGCGUCAAGUGUCGAGUGAUGAAUCCUUCCAACGAUGCUGAUCUACCGAAGUUCAUGUACUCAGCGGCUUUGGCACUCGCCAGUAGCAGUAACAGUAAUCCAACGGAGGAAUCUUCCGGCAAGGUGGGAAGAUCCUCAGUGCUCCUCAAUGGAACAUCGGCGCUGGCAUCGGCGGCGGCCAAAGCUGUGGCCUCGGCAUCGGAUUCGACCGUUGACGUUCUGGGAGGAAGUGGCCCAGGACGAGGGAGCGAUCCGACGGCUGCCGGAGGUAAUCUUAUCCUGCGGGGUUUCGGCAGUACCAAUGUAAUACCGACGAUGGAUUCCCUGGAUGUUUCCGGGGGGACCAAUCAAAGUCUGGAAGCAGUAGCGGCCGCGGCCGAUUCUGCCGAUGGCGAGUGGCUCGAUGUGGUGCUGCUGGUGCUGAAGGCAUCUAUAAUGAUGUUCAUUAUAGUGGCAGCUAUCUUCGGAAACCUGCUCGUUAUCAUAUCUGUUAAGCGACAUAGGAAAUUAAGAGUUAUAACCAAUUACUUCGUGGUAUCACUCGCCAUGGCCGACAUUAUGGUGGCGAUGAUGGCCAUGACAUUUAAUUUUAGUGUACAAAUUACGGGAAGUUGGAAGUUUGGGUCCUUCAUGUGCGACGUGUGGAACAGUUUGGAUGUGUACUUUUCGACUGCCAGUAUAUUGCACCUGUGCUGUAUAUCGGUGGACAGGUAUUAUGCGAUAGUGAAACCACUUAAGUAUCCGAUAAGCAUGACGAAGCGAGUCGUAGCCAUAAUGUUACUCAACACCUGGAUAUCACCAGCCCUGUUGUCAUUCGUGCCAAUCUUUGCCGGUUGGUACACCACCGACAAGCACCGGGAGGACGUUCUGAACAACCCAGACAGCUGUCUGUUCAUCGUGAACAAACCUUACGCCGUCAUUUCCAGUUCGAUAUCGUUCUUCAUCCCGUGCACGAUCAUGGUGUUCACGUACUUCCAGAUCUUCCGGGAAGCGAACCGGCAGGAGAAACAGCUGGCCAUGCGCCAGGGCACUGCCAUGCUGAUGCACCAGCACAAUGCCGGCGGAGGAGGUCCUGGAGGAACGAACGGCGAAGCACUGAGCGGAUCCGGAUCCUCGAAAACGCUGACGAUGCACGAGGUGGACGCCGAGCAGACGCCCACCAAGGAUCGACAUCUGAUCAAAAUGAAACGAGAACAUAAGGCUGCCCGUACGCUCGGAAUCAUCAUGGGGACCUUCAUCCUCUGCUGGCUUCCGUUUUUUCUAUGGUACAUCAUCACGUCGUUGUGCGAUUCGUGUCCCAACCCGGACAUCGUGGUCGUGCUGGUCUUCUGGGUUGGCUACUUCAACUCGACGCUCAACCCGCUGAUCUAUGCGUACUUCAAUCGGGACUUCCGGGAAGCCUUCCGGAAUACUCUCGACUGUAUCUUCUGCGCUUGGUGGCGUCGCGACACCUCGCCCAUGGACAUCAACGUGCGGCGCUCCAGCCUGAGGUACGACUGCCGGGCGAAGAGCGUGUACUCGGAGAGCUAUCUGAGGCCUUCGCCGGGCGAUCGGUUCAACAGCGAAGUCGGCGAAAGCCUCUAAUGUCUCCUGCGGCCGGGUGCACGCGCGAACAACCCUCGUCCAUCGGUUUCCUCGUCGCCCCCGGUUGAGUUUGUUUAAAGCUGUUCCUUGUGGUUUUUUUUUCUUUAUCAAGUUUCCGUUCAAUCAUUUCGAUAUAAGUAGGAAAACAAUCGGUGUUCGUUUCUCCCUAAAGAUAAAGCAGUUUAAUCCAGGCUGAAAAAAUGGAAGAGUGAACGUCCUUUCAAUUUUAUAUUGAUUCAAUUGCCAGCAUAAAACGAAACAGUUUAAAUUUAUUUACGAUUGAGCAUUCCUGUUGAGAUUAAUUAUAUGACGCAUGUUAAGCAAACAUUCGACCAAAAAUUCACAUAGGGUUGAAAAGUUGCCAAGUGCAUCUGCAACUGACUCUUCCGGUUUUCCGAGGUCAUGUCAACGAAAAGCUGGAAGUCGUUCCGGGACAUGGAAUUUCAUUACCAUAACCGAGUUUCCACCCCCAAAUUUACGCUAUUUGUUUUGAUGUCGGACAGAACAAAAUGAAGGCAGAUAAAAAAAAUAUUUUCCGGUGGCAGUCCAACUGACACGACAACUUCGGUUUUAUUUUUUUGUAGUUUGUCCCUGGAAAAAUCCGUUUCGCUAGACAAGUCAUAAAUAAAUUCAAGUCAGUUGAGCCUUAUGGAGGGACAUUAUUGGCGAAUGAAUUUACUUUCUUGACAGCGCACUUCUUGAUUUUCCAUAUGUGGUGGAAACAUUAAUCUUCAUAGAAUUCGGAUAAAAUGUGCCAGCCAGUGGUUUUUUUUUAUAUUUUUUUUUAAACUUCAGUCGUUAUGAGCUGUUAAUUGUUUAUUUAAAAAUUAAAUUUCAAGAUUCGAAAAUAAAACGCCAAA
This is a messenger RNA of Uranotaenia lowii, 5818 nucleotides long. RefSeq names its product octopamine receptor beta-2R (gene Octbeta2R). Gene Ontology annotation, biological process: adenylate cyclase-activating adrenergic receptor signaling pathway. NCBI's taxonomy places the organism in Eukaryota, Metazoa, Arthropoda, Insecta, Diptera, Culicidae. Gene Ontology annotation, cellular component: membrane. The record is from RefSeq and is a predicted model, not a curated record. The coding region runs from base 3393 to 4958 and encodes 521 amino acids. Gene Ontology annotation, molecular function: octopamine receptor activity. The transcript is spliced from 9 exons.